This is a messenger RNA of Odontomachus brunneus, 2981 nucleotides long. Its product is annotated as transmembrane protein 115. Gene Ontology annotation, cellular component: Golgi apparatus; membrane. Gene Ontology annotation, biological process: retrograde vesicle-mediated transport, Golgi to endoplasmic reticulum. The record is from RefSeq and is a predicted model, not a curated record. Lineage: Eukaryota; Metazoa; Arthropoda; Insecta; Hymenoptera; Formicidae. The transcript is spliced from 4 exons. Bases 1 to 1086 code for a protein of 361 amino acids.
AUGGCGGCGAUCAAGGGCCUGGGUAGGAAUAUUCCCUACUUGAGGCAACAGGCAGCUGCCUUGCUAGGCAACACCAGCACCAGUGUCAAGUUUAUCUGCGUGGUCGUGCUGUUCUCGUAUUGUCUGUCUUUCUCCGAGGAAGCGGUGCGGAUCCUGAGCGUAACGCCAGGUUAUCUGCUGCCGCCGGCCUUCUGGUUCUGGACUGCGUUCACCUUCUGUUUCCUCGAGAUACACUUCUGGGAAGUGUGUGCGGACAUCGUCACCGUCGGCCUGUGCGGCAAGUUGAUCGAGCCGCUCUGGGGCGCCGUGGAGAUGAUGACGUUCUUCGCCAUCGUCAACUUCGGCGUCGCCGUACUUUCGGCGCUCUUCUACUUGUUUCUUUACAUGUGCACCAACAAUACGGACCUGCUCUUCAACAUACAUAUACAUGGCUUGGCCGGCUACAUUGCAGGAGUUUCAGUAGCAGUAAAGCAGAUAAUGCCAGAUCAUAUUUUAGUCAAGACACCCAUUGGAAAGAUCACAAAUAGAAAUAUACCUUUAAUGAUCUGGAUUCUAGGGUUGAUAUUGUGGCUUGUAGGAUUGCUAGAAGGUACUCACCCCACUAUGUUUCUCAGUGGAUUAUUGAUAUCUUGGACAUAUUUGAGAUUUUAUCAGAAGCACAAUAAUGGUACUCGAGGAGACAUGGCAGAUAAUUUUACGUUUGCAAGUUUUUUCCCAAACGUUUUGCAACCACCGAUAGCGGUAGUAAGUAAUACCAUUCACGGAUUCUUUGUGCGUAUUGGACUUUGCCGAAAAGUGGUCAGGAGGUUUGACAUGUCCAACACGCCACCUGGUUUAGUUAUUAAUCUUCCCGGUAUAGAUCCUCACGACAGCGAACGACGUAGGCAAAUAGCACUGAAAGCACUCAGCGAGAGGCUAGGUAAGGAUAACGCGAAACCUUGGCAACAGGACAGAGCUAAGAAGCACUCUCCAGUCCCUCCCGCGGUUUCCAUACCGAUACCCGAAUCUACCACACCCAAGCCGCUCGCAUCUCCACUUAUUCCGCAAGUUAACGUCAACAUACACAAUCAUCCUACUAGCACGUGAUCACGCGAGACUGACUGAUUUCAAUAGGUUUUUAAAUAUAUCAGAAAACUUCUAAAGAGAUAUAGAGGAGUAUGAAGCAGGUUUGUAAUAUGGCUAUACUCAAUAAUGGAUCUAAAAAUUCCAAAUUGCAUAUUUUUUUUUAAUUAUGCAUGUGGAAGGAUCGUGUUGUACCUAUGGUUUAAAUUGGAUUCAAGUAUAGUUUUAUGCCGAGUAUAGUCGGUUAUAAUGAAUAAUAAUGUCUCAUUAUAAUGAAUGAACUGUCUCGUGGAAAUUGAUAUUAUACCGUGAAUAUAUAUAAUUGCAUUCCGUCAUGUUGAUACGUGUCCUAAACACUUUGUGACGCGUCCAUUUGAUGUCAAAACACUACACUUGUGACAGGAUUCAGAGAUUUCGUUGACGGUACUUAUUUGUACUGUGCAGAUAUUUAUAUUAAGAAAUAGUAGAAUACCGCGUAGAAAAUUAUACAUCAAGUUUAAUAUUUUUUGACAUUUAUGAGAAUCAGAAAUGAAAGAAAACCCCAGCGUCGUUGUAAAUUGCCAAUAACUAUUACUUUUACGUGAGCUGUAAACUUAUAAUCUUUCAUAUAAUUUCUACGCCGUGAGAGUCUAUCGUAACUCCGUAAUUGAUGAAAUAUCAUACAAGAAUCUUUAUAAAGAUAUUGAUAUACUGCCAUUUAAAGAAAAUCAAAUUAUCUGCGUAGCGAAAAAAUAAUGAUUCUCUAUCUUGACGCAUUUUAUUUCGAUAUAGUACUUAUUUUUCUAUAUACUGUUGAUUAAGCUCGUUUUUGUUGUCGUUUUGUGUAACUGCUUCGAAUUUCACAGAAUACUCCUUAUUGAUUAUUAUGCCAUAUUCAUGCCAGUUUACAAUAAUGAUCUUUAGAAGAUUUUUGAGAGUAUGGAAAAUGUAAGAUCAAUCUUUCCAUCUUGUGAUGCUACUUUCCAAUAAACGAAAAGAUGUUCUUUGUUACAUAAAGAUUAUUUAAAAGUCAGCGAGAGAAUGAUGCAAGGAUUUUAAUAUUUACAUGAAGAGACGACCUCAUAGGUCAAUAGUGUUACACGAUUAGAGCGCACUGUUUCAUCAAAAAGUCCGAUGGCAAUUUAAUAAUAACGUAUAGUAAAUAGAUGCUUUCUGCGCAAAUGUAAUCCAGUUAGGGUAAAAUUGAAAUUGAAGAAAGUGAACAAAAUUUCAAUAUUUUACUUUAUAGGAAAUUUUGUACUAUUAAAAAUGUAUAAUACAAUAUCCCGCUACUGAUUUACAUGUAUAUGUUGAAAUCGGCUAGCUGUGAAACAAGUUCUACGUUCGCAUCUCAACUUAAACAUAUAUAUUUUUUCAACGCGUAACACGUUUGAAAUCAUAAUCAUCACAACGUAGUUUAUAACAUUUAUUUACUAUACUGUAGAAGUUCUAUUUUUUAUUGGAGUUUCUAACGUUCUAUAUCAUGUAUAAAAAUUUUGAUUUUGAUAGCGUAAUUCUUAAUUUGUUAAUUAUUAAAUUAAUAUUACAGAAUGCAAUAUAAAAUGAAAUUAUUAGUUUUGUAAUAGUAGUUACUAAUAAUUUCAUCUUAUACCAAUGUAUAUUUAAUGUUAUGAAGUGCAUAGCACAUUUCUUUUUCAUUUAUAAAUAUACAUUCAUACAUAAACAUAAAUGGGAGUAUAUGGAACAUAGUUUGACUAAUAAUAAUAAUAACGAAUAGUAAGGUGUACUGUACAUAAAACUCCACAAUUACACAGACAAGUUUGUAAAUAUAAUAAAGAUUGAUGUAAAACGUAAAGGGAACAAAGAUAUUAUAAAAAAAUGAACAGUGUGGUUAUAUAUAGCGAUAUGUAUAUGAUGGGAUAAAAUGGAAAAAAUUGAUACUAUUUUUAUGUAUGACGUAAUAAAAUUCUCGAAAUAUA